GUGUGUUGUCUCUUGUAGGCCCUAUGCGAUCAGACAGGCACACGUUACUUUAAAAAAAAAAAAAGUAGGCCUACAUGAUAUACUGUAAUAUACAUAUUUACUAUAACAACAUAGUUCUGAUGACAUAGGGAGGCCAUUCAGCUAUUCUUCGUGUACUUUGAAACUGGAGGCAAAUGUGAUAAGCUAAAAUGCCACGAUUGUUCAAAAAGACGCAAGAGAUGAUGGGCAGGUCCGUGGACAAUGACAUGAGAGUGCCCAAAGAAAUAAGUGCACUUCAGGAGGAGCUUCUAAAAACUGCUCUACCAGUGGAUGUUACCAUACGAGGAGUGAAACAAACAGGUAAGAUGAGUUUCUUUAUUUUUUAAUUGAACUUUAUAGAAAGAUGUAACAUAGGACAUUAGAAUAUCUACCUUUGUGUUUAUGUAUUCAAAGGGUUACCAGUAUUGUCCUGGAUUGGCCACGCUACCCCGGACAGUUUGAAUUACGUCCCGGCUCGUUUGAAAUACGCCCUUGUUUUAACAGGCCAGUUCUUAUGCAUACGCUGACUAUGCAGCCGUCUGUCUCACUCACGUUACCUUCCUCAUCCUGAAAUUUAUCAUUCUGAGUUGAAUUCGGAGACAGGGGAAGGGAAGCAGCAGGGGGAGCUUUGGGGGUGGCAGACAGGAAAUCGGGGGCUUGGCCGUGGGAAUGGGAAAGUAUAAAUAGCGAUCGGUUAGUCUGGUUAAACCAUUACACAUCGUGGAUCGGUGGCGGCAGGACUGUCAUUUUGAGGCUCAUUUCUCCUCAGCUCGAGGGAGCUCCACCCCCCGGACCCCCCUUCCGGGGCCCCCCAACCUACGCUCCAUGCUUAGGGUCCCCAAACCCCUAAAACGGCUCUGGUUUCAAUUUCGGUUUGUUUAAAAAUUAAUCUGUCACUUCAGACAAAUUAUUGACUUUCUCAUUCACAUUUCAUUGAUAAUAGAGCUUGGUGUUUAUCACAUAAUAUACUUUAUCUAUCUGAAUGAAUUUAAAACUUAAUUUAUAAACACUGGCAAGUUCUAGCGUUAAAUGACCUGAUUGUAGUUAUUCAUAAACACUGGGACUGGCAAAUUCUAGCGUAGAAUAUCCUAGUUAUGGUUAUAAGAAUUAUUCAGAUUUAAAUCCUCCAAAUAUGGCCAGUUAGAAAUGAAUAUAACUCGUUGUUGGGGUCGUUGAUCAGCUUAACAAAAUGGCAACAUCUCAAUAACCUAUGAAAUGUGCGUAUUGAAACUCCACCUAAGAAAAUGAGAUAAAAACGAAAUAAGCAGAUUUAAAACAAUGACCACAGAUUUUAAAUGGUCAUUGAAUUUCAAUACGUGACAUAAUUAAAAAUCGCCACGUCCUACUCAAAAGUGACAUAACUUUUUUGUUCAUGGGAGGUCACUAUUAGCGGUAUUUUGUUGUACAGCUCUCAAUUUUGUUCAAGGAUACACCAUUUUAAUGAAAAAAUUUAAAAAAUGAGAGCAAAUCCGAAAUUACAUGUGGCAGCCAUGAUCAGUGGUAUAGCUAUUGUUAGUCCAGCCCGGAAAAGGGGGGGGGGCGAAGAUCUUUGUCGCCCCCUUUCCACGUUAAAACUCUGCAGUUGGCCGAAAAUGCCACCCCUCCAGAUAAAGAGAAAUGUUAGGUCCAGACCGCCCCCACCCCCACUCUUCCUACGCCAAUUCAGUGUGAUAAGAAGUUGGUUCAAAGUUAAUGUGAUCUUGUAGUCUCUGCAAGUGAGAUCACGGGUUUUAUACAGCUUAUCAGGCCUAUUGAACAUGCCGUUUUGUGUUCUUGGGAGUGACCUGCUCACAUCUCUAUCACCAGAUUAGAGAGAUAUUGAUCUAGUUUCCACAUCUCUAUCACCAGAUUAAAGAGAUAUUGAUCUAGUUUUCACAUCUCUACCACCAGAUUAGAGAGAUAUUGAUCUAGUUUCCACAUCUCUAUCACCAGAUUAAAGAGAUAUUGAUCUAGUUUUCACAUCUCUACCACGAGAUUAGAGAGAUAUUUAUCUAGUUUCCACAUCUCUAUCACCAGAUUAAAGAGAUAUUGAUCUAGUUUUCACAUCUCUACCACGAGAUUAGAGAGAUAUUUAUCUAGUUUCCACAUCUCUAUCACCAGAUUAGAGAGAUAUUGAUCUAGUUACCACAUCUCUAUCACCAGAUUAAAGAGAUAUUGAUCUAGUUUUCACAUCUCUACCACCAGAUUAGAGAGAUAUUGAUCUAGUUUCCACAUCUCUAUCACCAGAUUAAAGAGAUAUUGAUCUAGUUUUCACAUCUCUACCACGAGAUUAGAGAGAUAUUUAUCUAGUUUCCACAUCUCUAUCACCAGAUUAGAGAGAUAUUGAUCUAGUUACCACAUCUCUAUCACCAGAUUAAAGAGAUAUUGAUCUAGUUUUCACAUCUCUACCACGAGAUUAGAGAGAUAUUUAUCUAGUUUCCACAUCUCUACCACCAGAUUAGAGAGAUAUUGAUCUAGUUUCCACAUCUCUAUCACCAGAUUAAAGAGAUAUUGAUCUAGUUUUCACAUCUCUACCACCAGAUUAGAGAGAUAUUGAUCUAGUUUCCACAUCUCUAUCACCAGAUUAAAGAGAUAUUGAUCUAGUUUUCACAUCUCUACCACCAGAUUAGAGAGAUAUUGAUCUAGUUUCCACAUCUCUAUCACCAGAUUAAAGAGAUAUUGAUCUAGUUUUCACAUCUCUACCACCAGAUUAGAGAGAUAUUUAUCUAGUUUCCACAUCUCUAUCACCAGAUUAAAGAGAUAUUGAUCUAGUUUUCACAUCUCUACCAGGAGAUUAGAGAGAUAUUUAUCUAGUUUCCACAUCUCUAUCACCAGAUUAAAGAGAUAUUGAUCUAGUUUUCACAUCUCUACCACCAGAUUAGAGAGAUAUUGAUCUAGUUUCCACAUCUCUAUCACCAGAUUAAAGAGAUAUUGAUCUAGUUUUCACAUCUCUACCACGAGAUUAGAGAGAUAUUUAUCUAGUUUCCACAUCUCUAUCACCAGAUUAAAGAGAUAUUGAUCUAGUUUUCACAUCUCUACCACGAGAUUAGAGAGAUAUUUAUCUAGUUUCCACAUCUCUAUCACCAGAUUAAAGAGAUAUUGAUCUAGUUUUCACAUCUCUACCACGAGAUUAGAGAGAUAUUUAUCUAGUUUCCACAUCUCUAUCACCAGAUUAAAGAGAUAUUGAUCUAGUUUUCACAUCUCUACCACGAGAUUAGAGAGAUAUUGAUCUAGUUUCCACAUCUCUAUCACCAGAUUAAAGAGAUAUUGAUCUAGUUUUCACAUCUCUACCACGAGAUUAGAGAGAUAUUUAUCUAGUUUCCACAUCUCUAUCACCAGAUUAAAGAGAUAUUGAUCUAGUUUUCACAUCUCUACCACCAGAUUAGAGAGAUAUUGAUCUAGUUUCCACAUCUCUAUCACCAGAUUAAAGAGAUAUUGAUCUAGUUUUCACAUCUCUACCACGAGAUUAGAGAGAUAUUUAUCUAGUUUCCACAUCUCUAUCACCAGAUUAAAGAGAUAUUGAUCUAGUUUUCACAUCUCUACCACCAGAUUAGAGAGAUAUUGAUCUAGUUUCCACAUCUCUAUCACCAGAUUAAAGAGAUAUUGAUCUAGUUUUCACAUCUCUACCACGAGAUUAGAGAGAUAUUUAUCUAGUUUCCACAUCUCUAUCACCAGAUUAAAGAGAUAUUGAUCUAGUUUUCACAUCUCUACCACCAGAUUAGAGAGAUAUUGAUCUAGUUUCCACAUCUCUAUCACCAGAUUAAAGAGAUAUUGAUCUAGUUUUCACAUCUCUACCACGAGAUUAGAGAGAUAUUUAUCUAGUUUCCACAUCUCUAUCACCAGAUUAAAGAGAUAUUGAUCUAGUUUUCACAUCUCUACCACCAGAUUAGAGAGAUAUUGAUCUAGUUUCCACAUCUCUAUCACCAGAUUAAAGAGAUAUUGAUCUAGUUUUCACAUCUCUACCACGAGAUUAGAGAGAUAUUUAUCUAGUUUCCACAUCUCUAUCACCAGAUUAAAGAGAUAUUGAUCUAGUUUUCACAUCUCUACCACCAGAUUAGAGAGAUAUUGAUCUAGUUUCCACAUCUCUAUCACCAGAUUAAAGAGAUAUUGAUCUAGUUUUCACAUCUCUACCACGAGAUUAGAGAGAUAUUUAUCUAGUUUCCACAUCUCUAUCACCAGAUUAAAGAGAUAUUGAUCUAGUUUUCACAUCUCUACCACCAGAUUAGAGAGAUAUUGAUCUAGUUUCCACAUCUCUAUCACCAGAUUAGAGAGAUAUUUAUCUAGUUUCCACAUCUCUAUCACCAGAUUAAAGAGAUAUUGAUCUAGUUUCCACAUCUCUACCACGAGAUUAGAGAGAUAUUUAUCUUGUUUCCACAUCUCUACCACCAGAUUAGAGAGAUAUUGAUCUAGUUUCCACAUCUCUAUCACCAGAUUAAAGAGAUAUUGAUCUAGUUUUCACAUCUCUACCACGACAUUAGAGAGAUAUUUAUCUAGUUUCCACAUCUCUAUCACCAGAUUAAAGAGAUAUUGAUCUAGUUUUCACAUCUCUACCACGAGAUUAGAGAGAUAUUUAUCUAGUUUCCACAUCUCUAUCACCAGAUUAAAGAGAUAUUGAUCUAGUUUUCACAUCUCUACCACGAGAUUAGAGAGAUAUUUAUCUAGUUUCCACAUCUCUAUCACCAGAUUAAAGAGAUAUUGAUCUAGUUUUCACAUCUCUACCACGAGAUUAGAGAGAUAUUUAUCUAGUUUCCACAUCUCUAUCACCAGAUUAAAGAGAUAUUGAUCUAGUUUUCACAUCUCUACCACGAGAUUAGAGAGAUAUUUAUCUAGUUUCCACAUCUCUAUCACCAGAUUAAAGAGAUAUUGAUCUAGUUUUCACAUCUCUACCACGAGAUUAGAGAGAUAUUGAUCUAGUUUCCACAUCUCUAUCACCAGAUUAAAGAGAUAUUGAUCUAGUUUUCACAUCUCUACCACGAGAUUAGAGAGAUAUUUAUCUAGUUUCCACAUCUCUAUCACCAGAUUAAAGAGAUAUUGAUCUAGUUUUCACAUCUCUACCACGAGAUUAGAGAGAUAUUGAUCUAGUUUCCACAUCUCUAUCACCAGAUUAAAGAGAUAUUGAUCUAGUUUUCACAUCUCUACCACGAGAUUAGAGAGAUAUUUAUCUAGUUUCCACAUCUCUAUCACCAGAUUAAAGAGAUAUUGAUCUAGUUUUCACAUCUCUACCACGAGAUUAGAGAGAUAUUGAUCUAGUUUCCACAUCUCUAUCACCAGAUUAAAGAGAUAUUGAUCUAGUUUUCACAUCUCUACCACGAGAUUAGAGAGAUAUUUAUCUAGUUUCCACAUCUCUAUCACCAGAUUAAAGAGAUAUUGAUCUAGUUUUCACAUCUCUACCACGAGAUUAGAGAGAUAUUGAUCUAGUUUCCACAUCUCUAUCACCAGAUUAAAGAGAUAUUGAUCUAGUUUUCACAUCUCUACCACGAGAUUAGAGAGAUAUUUAUCUAGUUUCCACAUCUCUAUCACCAGAUUAAAGAGAUAUUGAUCUAGUUUUCACAUCUCUACCACGAGAUUAGAGAGAUAUUGAUCUAGUUUCCACAUCUCUAUCACCAGAUUAAAGAGAUAUUGAUCUAGUUUUCACAUCUCUACCACGAGAUUAGAGAGAUAUUUAUCUAGUUUCCACAUCUCUAUCACCAGAUUAAAGAGAUAUUGAUCUAGUUUUCACAUCUCUACCACGAGAUUAGAGAGAUAUUGAUCUAGUUUCCACAUCUCUAUCACCAGAUUAAAGAGAUAUUGAUCUAGUUUUCACAUCUCUACCACGAGAUUAGAGAGAUAUUUAUCUAGUUUCCACAUCUCUAUCACCAGAUUAAAGAGAUAUUGAUCUAGUUUUCACAUCUCUACCACGAGAUUAGAGAGAUAUUGAUCUAGUUUCCACAUCUCUAUCACCAGAUUAAAGAGAUAUUGAUCUAGUUUUCACAUCUCUACCACGAGAUUAGAGAGAUAUUUAUCUAGUUUCCACAUCUCUAUCACCAGAUUAAAGAGAUAUUGAUCUAGUUUUCACAUCUCUACCACCAGAUUAGAGAGAUAUUGAUCUAGUUUCCACAUCUCUAUCACCAGAUUAAAGAGAUAUUGAUCUAGUUUUCACAUCUCUACCACGAGAUUAGAGAGAUAUUUAUCUAGUUUCCACAUCUCUAACACCAGAUGAGAGAGAAAUUGAUCUAAGUUUUCACUAUUGGUUUCAGCUGAUUUGGUUUAGACGCUCCUCACAUUUUAGCAAACUGCCCAUUCAUAAAAUGAUAUUUCCUUUAAAGUCACAUCCUUUAGACCAGUUGUCACUAAACUGUUUUCACAGUGGGCCUGAUAGCUGACAAAAUAACGAGCGCCGGCCGUAUAAUCAUUCUGUACAAUACUUGCACGCCAGAACGAAAGCUCCGGGGGAAAAGAUGAACAACUAAGUUUAGUGUUCCAUGUUAAACAUGGGUGAGUGCCGUGAAAUGCACAAAAAAAAACAACAAAAAAAAAAACAACAACAACCAAAGACAACCAACAGAUUUAUGUACUAAAAUGUUAUCAGUGAAGGCGACGUUAGCAAAAAGAUAGCUACAUCAGAGCUAGUGCGCACAUAUUCAUCUCACAAACUAUAAGCAGCAAAAAAAAAAAAGGUACUGAGAUUUAUAAAACUGGCCUUUUGUCUUCAAGAUAUCAUCCAUGUUUUAAAAAAAAAAAAAAAAAAAAAAAACAACAACAACCAAAGACAACAAACAGAUUUAUGUACUAAAAUGUUAUCAGUGAAGGCGACGUUAGCAAAAAGAUAGCUACAUCAGAGCUAGUGCGCACAUAUUCAUCUCACAAACUAUAAGCAGCAAAAAAAAAAAAAAAGGUACUGAGAUUUAUAAAACUGGCCUUUUGUCUUCAAGAUAUCAUCCAUGUUUGAUUUGGAUUUAUGCAUCCAGUCCAAAGAAUUGCUUUGAAUGUUCAUCAGUCAAUUUCGUUCGAUGAACAUUUCAAAGCAAUGCUCUAGACUUGAUGCAGAAAUCGAAACCAAACAUUGAUGAUAUCACGUACCUCCGCCGGCGGGCAUGAUGAACUGACGGCACGGAUUGUAGUUUGGUGACCCCCUGUUAUAGAGAGGACAUUCAUAAGGAACUCUGACUAAUUAAGAAGUUGUCUAUCAAUGCCAAAAAGCCUAGUAUUUAUUGUAAGUUCAUAUUGAGCUCAGUAUUCAAUGCGUAGGAGUUCAUGCACAUUUAUUGUUUUAAAAGCUGGUACCGGUAUGCGAAGAAAACAAAUUUAUUACAGUGCAUGACAGCUACAUUAAACUUAUUAUAGUGCUUCUAUGUGUAAAGGAUCUCUGAAUUUUAACAUUCACUUCAGUUUUAGACAAUGGCCUAUAUUACAAGCCUUGAACAUUUCCUCUAUUUCAGAAACAGAACAAAUAUAUUCUGAACAGCUGUUAAUCUUUCAUGGAAACAUAACUGAAGAUUUAAAUAUAGAUUUUGAUCAAGUGUUAAAUCACAAACAAGAUGAAAAGAUCCACAUUAUUCUUGUUGUUGACAAGAGUGGUUCCAUGUCAGGGAACCCCUUCAAUCAGGUCAGUCUUAGAUUUUAAUGGCAGGUGGAUGUAACCAGUGGCAAAGCUAGAGUAAGUGCCGCAGGGGUGGGACAAGAUUUCUGUUUCCAAAAAAAAAAACCCCAAAACUUUGCAGUUGGCCAAAAAAAGCCACCCUUCAAAAUAAAGAAAAAUUAAGUUAGGUGAUUUUUUUGUAUUGUGAACCAUAAAAAUAUUCAUACAUGCACUUAAGCAGAAAAACAACAUUUAACAACUAGACAACAAACACACCCUCCUCCCAAAAACAGAACAAAAAAUAACACAAGGAAAAACAUAGCAAUUCUGCUUUGAAAUCAAUCAUUAUCACUAUUACUAAUAUAUUAUGUUUUCUCAAACAUUUAUAGGUGAAAAAUGCGUUAGAGGAGAUAGUGAGUCAGUGUUUGAACGAUCCUUACAAAGUCAUAGACAUUAUUUUGUAUGCGGAGAAAGCAGAAACUAUUUCUUUUACACCAUCAAAUUACAAGGAAACAAUAUCUAACCUUAAAGCUGAUGGCUCAACCAACUUUAAAGCUGCAUUUGAUGAAGCUGAUGCUUCUAUUGGUAAACGAAGGAGUAAGUAAACAUUUUAAUGAAAUAGGGCUUACAUAUAUCAGCAUGACAUUCAAGUUAGUUCAUCUUUUAAAUUUUAUUAUAUAGAUAUAUAUACAUAUAUAUAUAUAUAUAUAUAUAUAUAUAUAUAUAUAUAUAAAACAUAAUAAUUUAAAAAAAUCAAUUUUUUUUAAAAAUAAAAUAAUCUGAUGUUUCUAUUGGUAAACGAAGGAGUAAGUAAACAUUUUAAUGAAAUAGGGCUUACAUAUAUCAGCAUGACAUUCAAGUUAGUUCAUCUUUUAUAUUUUAUUAUAUAGAUAUAUAUACAUAUAUAUAUAUAUAUAUAUAUAUAUAUAUAUAUAUAUAUAAAACAUGGUAAUUUAAAAGCAUCAAUUUCUUGUCAAAAUGAAAUAAUAACUAAUCUUAUACAUAAUACUAAAAAAAUUAUUUCUGAAAAUAUUUAAAUAUUUAAAUUUUUUUUUUUUCUUUGCAGAUGAUGGAUUUGGUUCAACAGUGAUAUUAUUUAUGACAGAUGGUGUAGACACUGUCUCAAACCAAAGCAAAGCUAAUGAGUAUGCUAAGAAAUGGGCGAAAUCUUUGAAAAGCCUAACACAUCAAGUUACAGUUCAUGCUGUGGGAUUUUCCACAGGUUUAUAUCAAUUCAAGAUUUUGAUGCUAAAGGCAAAAUUUGUAAAAUAAUUUCAAAAACAACAACAACCAGAUUUUAAUCACUUACCAUUUAUCUUUUACUAGGUUCUUGGGAAUAGAAAUAAAAGAUAGAAAUAAAUAGUAUCCUUUCUUAUAAAUAUCAUAUAUGAGAUAUUUCAGAACUCAAUUUUUUUAGAUUCGCUCUAUACACAAUUUUAAAAGUGUUAAACUUUCUGUUUCCCUGUUUCCCAAAGAUCAUGACCUGCAUUUCUUGACCAAAAUCUCCAAUGCUGGCUCCGUACAAGGUCUUUACAGAUACUGUGAGCCAGCAGAUGGGCCAGAGGCUUUGAGAGAGAAACUUGAAGAACUAUUUGAUUAUGUCAGUAUUAGGUUAGUUUUAAAAAUAUUGUGAUGAUGAUUGCAUUUGAGAGAAAUUAUUAAAAAAAAUGUUUCAAUAUUAAAUUCAUUUAACUCUGGUUGAAUGUCUAGCGGGAUAUAACUAUUAUCAUUUAGAAUUAGUUUAUAAGGGUUUAUUCUGGUCACUCCAUAUACUAUAUAUAUUGCUUUUCUUUGCAGCACUUUGUUGUAUUGUACCACAUUUUUUUGUAAGAUUUAUAAAAAUAGUUAUUAAAAAAAAAUUUUUUUUGUUAAAAAUAAAAAAUAAUAAUCAUAAACUAAAAAAAAACCAUUAACAAAUUAAAAAUAAAUAGCAUUGGGUUCAUAUAUUUUUUACUUCUUUGUCUCAAGUAAGGAUUACUUAAACCUAAUAGAACAACAACAUGCAAUUAUUUUAAAUCACUUUUCUGAAAAUUAAUUAGUGAAAUUUGAUGGGUUUUUUAAUGUAAUUAAACAAUUAGAUUAACAAAACACAUUUUUAUUACAAUUAUAAUUUUUUUUUUUUGACAGUGGAGGUAAGCCUAUCAAAAUUGAAGUGAAUCUAAUGAACCCCAAAGAUUCUCUUAUUAAUUUGGGAGGCCAUUCAGGAACAAUAGAAGGCUGUAUCAGCUUUAUAGAGCAGGAAGAUAGCACAUCAGGUAUAUUAACACUUAUACAAUGAAAAAACUUUGAAACACAAUAUGGAGUAGGCUACUUAUUUUGCAAUCCAUUUACUAAGAAAAAAUUCAGUGGAAAACUCCUUAGCUUAGCUAGUUUAGAGUUUUCCUGCUAUUUAUGAUAUUUUAGGAAUACACUAUUUUAAGUAUUUCAUUGGCAUAAAUUAUGUUUCUCACAACAGAACUCAUUGCUGCUGGUGAAUGUUGGGUUUGUAUAAAUGAUUCCAACAUCUUGCCUCAGAUUUCUCUUGGUAUUUUGCUUGUUGUCACUAAGGUAUGAAAAUUCAACUGUUUUAAUAUAAAUAUUAAAUAUUAAAAAGUGAACAUUGUAAAAAUAUAAAUUAAAUACCACGUAAUUGGAAAUGAUAACUGUUUUUAAAUAGACAUUUUGCUUUUUAAUUUAAUAGACUUUAUUCUAUUUUUCCUAGAAUAAAAUAAAGUUCACUUUACAAAUACCCUGUCAAGUCAGAAAGAUGAAUUAUGAUGUAAUAACAGAUGUUGGUCAGUUAGCAUUAUGGGAACUUUCCAUAAUGUCAAGAAAUAGUGACAUAUUGACAACAGAGUUUGUUGCAGCAAUAACUGCUGGUAAUGGUAUGUAUACAUUUAUUUUAAAAAAGCAUUCAUUAUAUGGCUAGAUUAUUGUGUUUGAAAAAAAAAAAAAUUAUAAAUAAUUUUGGUUCUUAUUUCAUGUCAACUUUGAGAAUGCCAAAAUGAAGAGUAAUUAAAACCAUUAUUCUUUUUAAGUGCAGUGGCUAAAUGAUUAUUCUAUGAGUAGCUCAAAAGCCAGUAGAACCAUUUCAAUUAAUUGAUAGCUUCAAGAAUAUCUUUAUAUUUUUCAUUACGUUUUUUAGAUGUCGUAAAGUUGAAAAGUAAUCUUGAUGACCUGCAGUCAAAAAUCUCCAGUGUAGCGAUUUUCAAGGCAGGUUAUAACAAAGACACCAGGGCAAAAAUUAUGGAUCACAUUAGAGAAAUUCAGGGCAAGGUAAAUUGUCGACAAAAACCAUUAAAAAUAUUUUAAUAGAAUUCUAAAAUAAUUUAACAUUAAUAUAUACAUAGUACAAGGUUAUCUUUAAUUGUGUUAGUAAAUUAUUUUUAUUUCAGUUUUAAGCCUGAAUAUGUAUCAUAUCAACUGUUUAAAAAAUAAAAUAUUUAUCAUCUACAGGUAAACAAACUAUAUGCUAUGUUGGCUCAGUAUAUCAGAGGAGAAACCCAAAGUGUUUCUUUGCUGGCACGGGCCCAUGACUUGAAAUAUGAAGUACAGGUAAAUAUGAUGCACAUCAUGUGUGUCAACUUGAUGGAAUUUAUAUAUGAUUUAAUUCUCUAACUUAAAGUGGCCAAAUAUAAUAAGUCUAUCUGUUGAUCCAGCAUAUUCGAGGCUUUGAAUUUCAUUAAAAAUGAUAAAUAAAAGCAUUUCUUAAUUAUUUAUUUAAUUCAAAUAUUUUCAGUUCAGCAAAUCAAGGCGUCAGAGGUUAAUGGACAGGAGAGCUGCAAACAACUUUAAUAAGAUAAAAUCAGAUUCCCAGAAAGCCAUAGUUGGAACAGAGGCCGCACUAGGUCAACUGUCAGAGGACGCCUUAGGAUUUUAUCACUGCAUUUUAUCAAUGUCUAAUGUCAAAGAUAUUUUAUUGGACUGUAAUGAUUUAGAAAAUGCCAUGGGUAUUGGUCUUGCUGUGACUAGACCUGAAUUUGCUUUGGAUGACCCUACUUCAGUGAGUCAAAUAAAUGUGUUUCAAAUUCAAUUUUCAUUAUGAUUAAAUGAUAGAGUGGAGAAAAGAAGAAAGACUAAACAUAUUUAAAUACAUAGGCAACAGUACUUACUAUGAAAAAGUCAGUUAGUUGCAUAUUUAGACAUGUAUAUUUUCAGUGUAAAAAGCAAGUUAUAAACUAAAUAAUGAACAGGCAAUCUAAUAAAUUAAAAUUUUUAAUGCGUCUUUAAAAAAAGAAUAUUAUCCUUUAUUUAAUAGAUUCGUAUACACAGCAUAAGUGGAAAUCUAGUUAGCAGAUCUUCAGUGAUGGAUGCAUUGGAGUUUAAAAUUAACCUUGACAGCCACCUUUCAGCACAUGGAGGAUUCUCUUUUUGCAGUGGGUUUGAACUUGAACUACCAUUUGCCACUUUUGGUGCUAGUAGGGAACCAAUCAAUGCCUGGUUGCCAUUGUACAUUUGUCCUGCUCACUGGGAAAGAGUAAAGGUAAACUGCUCAAUAAAAUGUUUGAGCUAUUCAAAUAAUUAAUGAAGUUCUUAUAUGUUUUAAAAGCUAGGUUUUUUGGUAUCCAUUGGUCACAUUCUGAUGUAACCUUAGCAGGACAAAAUCACAAAAUCUGGGAUUUUUCUUUGGGAGUAUAAGCUGGUUCCCUACAUGGAAUUAACAUUGUGUCAAAGUCAUACCACCUACUACAUCACCUGGUUUGAUGUUUUUACUUGUCUAGGCUUUUGCUAGGGAUUGAACUCCAGUCCACAAGCUUUCGAUUGACUUAGUUUAGACAGCUCAGCCACACAGCAUGUAUUAAAAGUAAAAAUGAUAAAUAAAAUAUAAAAAAACAUUUUGAAUGGUUGAAGUUUUCAGCUGGAGUAAGGAUUGAAUUUCAAAGCAUUUAUUUUUCAAAAGAAAAGAAGAGCAUGUACUUUUGAUUAUUCAGAAUAUACAUUUUUUUAUAUUAAUCUAUGUAGACUUAGAAGUAGAAUGAAAACCUCUUUAUUUAUGGCCUUUGUGAAUUCAUAAAUUCUUUGGGAAGAGGAGAAAAUAAAAUAAAUUUAAUAUGCUUUACUAAUUAAAGUUAUGUUCAACAACCGUGGAAGAUGGUUGCAAAGGAAUAUAUUUCUCUUGCAGAGCUCUUUGCGCCCAGCGCUAGGUUAUCUUUGUACACUUGAUCCCCUAGGCUACUCAGAGAACCAGUUGAAUGUGAUGUUUAUGACAUUAGGCUGCAUGAUUGGUCAGUUGUUUGAGAGUCAGGCAGGAGAAAAUCAGCUGAAACUUAUUUUAGCUUUUCAAAGAACCUGCCAGGGUAGGCUUGAAUAUAUUAAUCUAAAUAUCUUUAAUACUUUUUUAGGAAAAUUAGAAAAAAUAAUCUCUGUAUCUGAAAAUAAAUAUGUUAGACUAAUAUAAUGCAUCAAAAACACAAAAAUUUUUUUUUUAAAAAGGAUUUAAACAUCUAGUUAUCAUGGAAAUGAUCUGUAUGUAUUAUUAAAACCUAGACACAAGGUAAUACAUUUUUGGAAAAUUUUUUGCUACACUUUCAGAUUAUAAAUAUAAUUUAUUUGUUUAUUAAUGUGCUUCUUUAACAAUAUUGUAUAGCAUUGAUGGAGGACUUUAAUCUUACCCAGAAGAUAAAAGAGAUUGUCAGCAACUUUUUGCAAAGUCCAAUGGGCAGGUUUCGGAAUGAAAUACCAAACUUGUAUACAUUGAUAGGCUACAUUGCAUCACUACCUGUAUUAGUUUCAAGAGAUCUUCUUGGAUAUACAGAUGGUAAUAAUAAAAAUUCAACUUCUUACAUGUUUCAAAAGAAUUAUAUAAUUUUUUUGUGUUUAUUAUUAGGUUGAAUUUUCUUUUUUCAUAAUUUGACUAGGACAUUUGACAAUUGUAUAAUUCUAUUUUUACUCCAGGAGAUAGAACAUAUAAUUUAAAUAAUUCAAAGUUGUGGACAGCAUUUCUUACUGAAAUCCUGAGGAGGGCAUCUGGUUUUACCUCUGAACUCCAUGGCAAUGAUAAUGUUGUAACAAGUCUUCACAAUUUGAUCUUACAUGGACAACAAACCCCAAGUAAGAGUUUUUCCUUAAAUGGCAUCUUUUUCCUUCUAAUUUGUUAAUUAUUGUAUGUUACUUUUAUUAGUGGUGCUAGAAAAGUUGACUUGAUGACUUUGCAUUAUAUAAAUUAUAGACAAUUAAUAAUGUAAUUCCUGUAUGUUGUUAAAUCAAUCCCUUAUCAAAUAUAUGUUAAGCUUGAAUAAACAGCUUUUAUUCUUGACCUUGAUGACCUACAAAUGAAAAUUAAAAAAAAUACACUUUUACUGAGACUUGGUUCAAACAAACGUACAAAAAUUUGAUAAUAUAGUUUUGACAUUGAAAUUAUUCAGUCACAGUCAGUUUAGCACCUUAUUAUAUGGGUUGUGUAGGACUUGUUUAGGUUAUUUAUUUAAUGUAAAAUUAUUGUCUCAUGAUGACAGAUGGCCACACUGUUGAAUACCAAACUAGCGAUGAGAAUACAAUAUUGCAAUUGGGAAAACUGUGUUCUUUACAAUAUGGAGAGGCAGACAAAUUAGUAAUACCAGUGUAUGACCCCAGCACAGGAGCUGCAGCCCCUGAUGUUAGAGUUAAUCAUUCAGCUAAAGUUGACAAGGCAAUGGAGCUCUGGGCACAGGCAAAAUGUGGCUUUGUCAAAGUAAGGACCAAUUAAGUUCCUUUUUUACAGCUAUAUGCAAAACAUAUGGAAAAGCUGGAUUAAAAAAAAAGAUUAAAUAAUACUAUUUUUCUGUGCUCCAGAAUAAAAAUCGCUCGGAAAAGGUUGCAGAAGCCAAAAAAGUUGUGAAAAAAUGGGUGGAUUUGGUCAAAGAAAGAACAGGACUGCCAAUAAAAUCCACCACUGAUGUUCAGAAGGGAAAUAUUUCCCUUGGGAAAGUUGUUGAAGUUCCUUCAUGUCAGGCAGGUGAGUAACUCUUAUUUGAACAUCCAGUGUUUAAAAAAUAAAAAAAUCUAUUCAAUCACCAGUUAAUUCUUUGAAUAACCUUUCAAAAGUAUUGUCUAUUUUUUAGUUUUGGUAAUGAAAAAAAAAUUUUUUUUCCACUUACAUUACUUACAUUUCUCUUAUAAUAAUUACAUUACUAACAUUUCUCUUACAAUAAUUACAUUACUUAUAUUAAUUUAUUUUUCAUGACACAAAAAACUUCAAAAAGUUUAAUUUUUUUUUAUUUAACACAAAGCUUAUGUUAGUGUUUCUAACUUACUUUAAACAAAUUAUAAAAAAAUAGGCUUAACACAAAAGGAAACUCGUCUGUCCACACAUUUUGACACCACUGCUGUGAACUCUUCCAUUCUAUCAGUCAUUGCUAAGGUAAAUGAUCUUUUUGAAUUAAUUACUUUCAAAGAAGGGUUUUUGUCUUAUAUGUUUCAAUUAUAUGUGCAUCAUCAUUGUUAAGAAAGUUAAGUCUCUUUAUGAGCUCUUUGCAGUAAAUCCUUACUGUCUCAUCAGAAACUUUAUUAAUAAAUGCUCCAAAAACAAAAAAAUCUUAAUUUGCAGCAGUUGGAACAUAAUCAAUUAUUAUAUUAUAAAAAAAGUAUAUCAACAAGGUAUUGAUUCCAUGGCUUGAUAAAUAAAAUAAAUAUAAUUUGAGAGGUCAAAUAAUUUAUCUUUGUUUCCUCAGCUGCUGCACCAAAUAGGCCAACAUUGUUAUCCUCACAUUUCACACAUUCCUGGAUUCUUUGGCUUCCUUCAAUACUGGGUCACUCAUGACCACACCCAGGAAGAGAUUGCUACCAAUGGAGGAUUACCUCCUGAUCACUGGAUACAAGGAGUCAAAAGUUCAAUGUCUGAUUUUGUUAGCAAAAUAAAAGGUAUCAUUAGCUUGGAUAAAGUCAUGUAGUAAAUUAUCUGAAGUAAAGAAAAAAAUAAAUAAUAAAAAUCAGAGGUCAUACACGUCAGUUGAUUAUCAAUUCAACAACUUAAUAAUGCUUAGUUGAUAAUAUUGGUAUUUACAUUUUCAUGGUAAGCUUUAAAUAUAUUUAUUUGAAUUCAGUUUUUAAACAAUCAUCUCUUACACUGAUGUAUUCUCAAUCCUUGUUACAGCUUUCCAACAAAGAUGUGAAGAUGCCGGAUCAAUUGAAGAAACAGGCACCACCAACUCAGCAGAAGAAAACAAUGAUGACCCAGGCAGACCCAGGGGGGAAGGUUACCUGCCCAUGAAAGAUGAACAAGAACAAUUUUCUGAAGCAGAAAGUCAAAGUAAUUCCCGAAAGCAUCAAACUCAGCAAAUCUUUACAAUACCAAGUUUAAUGAGUGCAUUGGCCAUCCCUGGCAAUCACAUAGAGGUAAUCAUAUAGAGCAGGGUCGGGGUAAAUUACCUUUGUGAAAAGACAUUUUUUUGUGCCAGCAUUGCUUCUGGCCACUGUGAUAGAGAAACACACCCAAUAUGUUGUGUGUACUAAUGGCUCCUUGGUUUGCAUGACUGCACUGCUUGUCUUGUACAUGUCAUUUUGGACUAGUCUCCUAUUUUUUCUUAUAAUCAUUGAUUUCACUAGGGUUGGUGUCACCCAGUGUGGCAAAAACAUAUUGUCAAAGUCAACCUUAUGGACCUUCUCUGAGUCUGACCGCUCUGUUGGUACCCAUCUCUUAUGGCAUUCUGCUCCGGUGGUACCCUACCCUGGAGUCACCCUACCCUGGUGGCACCCUACCCUGGUGGCACUCUACCCUGGUGGCACCCUGUUCAUACAAGUUACAUAGAUUAAAAUUUGUUAUGAAACAAACUUGCUUGAAUUCUGUCAAUUUAACUAUUUUCCAUUUCGCGUCAAUGCCCUGUGUGGGUGGGACCCGGCGCAGUCAGCAACCACAGCACCACCCUAAGAACGCUACUGCUUAUGGUCAAAACAUCAAGAUCUGCAAAGGUUUUCAAAGUUGAUCACGAGGAGGCUGUCAAAAUAUUGCUGCCUUUUGCAACAACCUACUUUUGCGAACAAGGAUUUUCCACUGUCAUAAACUUAAAAACAAAGCAUAUCAAUCAAUUAUUCAAUCGCCAGACAAUAUCCAAAUUGUCCUGAUAACAAAAACCCCCAAUUUUUAUGUUAUGAUAUUUAAAAAAAAUGAAAAAUUGUUCUCCAAAGAUAUCCUUUUGUUCCAUAAUGAGGAUUCUAUUAAUUUGUAUUCUCCAUGUAAAUAGAUUCAAUAAACCAUUUUGAAUUUAAAUAGUCCAUGAUUGUCUUCCUUUCAAAUCAGGGAAAAAGGAGGAAAAUAUUUUCAGGUAAAGGCUAAAAAGUUCCCUGACCCCUGAUUUAGAGGUUAUCAUAUAGAGGUAAAUUUAAUUUAUCUGAAGGAAGAAAUCUAAUUCAAAUAGCAAAACGGGAAAAUUAUACAAAUGGUUUCAAACGUUACAAAUGGAUCGGUUGCUUUGAGCAUAUUAAGCAGGAGAUUCAUCCUGUCUGUAAAACUUAGUAUGACUAUUUUAUUUGAAAUUAAUUUGCUGAAGAAAUAACUAUUUGAGUAGCUAAGUUUAUUAUUGCGAUGUUAAACUUGUCAUUGCUUGAAGUUGGGGAAAAUAAAGGACGUUUAAAUAUUUGUUUACACUUUAUUAUUUUAUUUUGAAACAUAUGUUUCAAUCUACACAUUUUAUAGCUACUGCGAGCAAUGUUGUGUCAGGCUGUGUCAUAUUCAAGCAACAGUCAAGCAAGGGAGGCUACUCUUUCAGGAGAACUUUUGGACUUGACAUGCACCGGUUAGUGGAUUAUUUAGUGGAUAAAAAAUUAGUCUAAAAUGACAUGUCUAAAUAAAAUAUAAGUUCUUACCAAAGUUUUAGAUUUAGAUGCUUAAAGAUAGCAGUUAUGAACGUAUAAUGAAGGGCUAUAUUGGCUACAAUAAUAUUCUAGAAGCAAUGCAGUAUAUCUUGAAAAGGGUACAUAUUUCUGCAGGGAACAGUUACAACUAUCUGUGCCAAAUCAAAGCCAAUCUUGAUGAAAGAAAGGAAGCUGUCAUCAAAAAGAUGAUAGAAAAAGCAGCUUGGGAAAUAGGAAACCUCAGCAUGCUCAAAGCAGAGACACUAUGGGCAUUUAUUGGUGAGAAUAGUCAAUUAUGGUCACUUCUGGUGAGAAUAGAGAUGCUUUGGACAUGUAUGGGUGAGAUUAGAGAACAUUUUGUCAGUAAAAACACCAGGAUAAUACAAUACUACAGCAUUUUAUCAACCUUAAUUAAAUAUAAGCUACUUGAUAUUUUUUUGUAAAUGCCAGUUAAAAAUAUAUAUCUACAAUAAUUUUUGUUUUGUUCAUUGUAUAAAUGCCUAUCAAUAUAAAUAUACUUCUGUUCUUAUUCACGUGACAGGCUACCUACUGAUAACACACAAAGAAAGAGGGGAGGGCUUCAGUCAACUGAUCAAUUUUAUUCUGGAAUGUCCUGGCGUGCUUGGCUUUCCUCUUUUGGCAGAAAAAAUUCAGAUCCUUUUACUUGGCAAAUACCAAGGAUGUGUUGUCUUUGCUAAAGGAAAUACUUUCCUUCCUGACAAAAAACUCUCUUCAUGUUUGGAGAAGGUCCUGGGCGAGGAGGUAACAUACUGAUCUGUUUGGCAGUAAGGGACUGUAUUGUGUGUAAAUACUUCUAUUGGGGUGAUACAUGCUGAUCUAUGAAUUGAGGAUAUGUGAAAGAACUAUUUCAUUGUAGAAAUACAUUUCAGUGAAAUGACUUUUGCCUAAUUUACAGUGAUCACCAUACAUGCAUACUUUUCUACAGGUUUAUACAAUAUUUUAAAAUUUCUAAUUGUGGCAUCAGCUCAAUUUAACUAACAGUUGUAGCAUUGCUGCUUGAACUUGAAGUUUUUGAAUGUUAGGGUCCACUGUUAAAUUUAUUUAUUUAUUUAUUUAGGCAUUUUUUAUAUAGCGCUUACCUUAAAGCUCUAAGCGCUUUACAAUUAUUAAAAACAUGUAAACUAAGUAAAAUAAAAAAUGAGACACUAGGAUAGUAACUACUAUACUAUAGAAACAAUUAAACUGGCUAUAAAACGAGGACACUUUGGCAUGUUUUGGCCUAUAAUACAGGAUCAACCCGAGACAGAAAACUUAAAUACUUUAAGUUAAAAUGGUUGUUACUGUUACAUGAAGGGACUUUUAAAAAAUUACUUAUUUAUAAGGUAUUACAGUAAGUCCUGAUGAUAUUCUCAUCUCCUCAGGUCUGGUGUAACAUAGAGAGGGAGCUUCUUUCAAACGUCCACAUACACGUUUAUAGAGAGUCAGACAAGCCCAACAGACAAGGCCACUGCAACUCUAACCCUUACGUGCCCAACAGAAUCAGACAGAUCCUGGGGAUGCCACUCAUUGAUGAGAAAAUACAACCAAGGACAAGCGUCAAGCGCCACAGGUCGCUUCAAAACAAAUAACUUAAGCUUGCCUUAAGAUGAUGAUGUUAAUGUUGUUUUGAGUUCUCUGGAGUAUUUUAUGAGUUUCUGUUACUAGCUGAUUCAUUAGAAUUCAAUGAGAUAAUUGUGUACACAUGACAAAAGUGAAUGAGUUGAUCGAUUCAUUAACGGCUCUUGAUAUUUUUGUUACCCUCAUGAGUCCCGAACACUUUUAAAUUAUUUACAUCACGGGAGAAAAGUAUAAUAGUAUUAAUAGUCUAAUUUUAGUUAAAUAACAAUCUUCAUAUUUUUUGAAAAAUCAGAUCCCAAUCUAAAAUGAUUUCAUCAUUGCCUCUCUCUCUUAUUUGCCACAAUUAAAAUUCCAUGAAAUCUCUACCUUAUGAUUAAUUUAAAAAAUAUUUUAGCAUAUUGAGCCAACAUUUUAAAACAAAUACUUUUUAGAACACUCAUACCUGACAAGGUAACUUUAUUUGAAGUGAAAUAUAUUUUAUAUUUAUUUAUUUAGGCAUUUUUUUAUAUAGAGCUUACCUUAAAGCUCUAAGCGCUUUACAAUUAUUAAAAACAUGUAAACUAAGUAAAAUAAAAAUGAGACACUAGGAUAGUAACUACUAUACUAUAGAAACAAUUAAACUGGCUAUAAAACGAGGACACUUUGGCACGUUUUGGCCUAUGCUAUUUAUGGUAUACCAUUUGAUUUCCUUCUCAUGAUCUCUCUUAACAUUAUUAAAGAUAAUUUUAAAUUUAAACAAAUGUGUCUGUACCAUAUACACACCAUUUACUGUAACAUAUACUGUGCCAUGUACCGUACCAUAUACACACCAUAUUCUGUACCAUAUAGUGUGCCAUGUACUGUACCAUGUGUGUAAAAUAUUUAUGUAAAAUCAAACUGGACGUGCACUUAGAAGAUUCUAUAGAUAUAACUCUGUGCAGACUUUAAAGUGUGUCAAACAAACACUUAAAUGGUGUGUGUGUCUUUCAAGAUCCAAUGUGUACUUUUGAUAAUAAAAUUAAUUUAAAACAUGAUUUUAUGAUUGUCAUACAUUGUCAAUAAACUCUUGC
Lymnaea stagnalis (great pond snail) is the source of this 19929-nucleotide messenger RNA. The record is from the annotation of a GenBank genome assembly. NCBI's taxonomy places the organism in Eukaryota, Metazoa, Mollusca, Gastropoda, Lymnaeidae.